Malania oleifera is the source of this 2745-nucleotide messenger RNA. Its product is annotated as floral homeotic protein APETALA 2. The transcript has 10 exons. The coding region runs from base 649 to 2232 and encodes 527 amino acids. Lineage: Eukaryota; Viridiplantae; Streptophyta; Magnoliopsida; Santalales; Ximeniaceae. The record is from RefSeq and is a predicted model, not a curated record. Gene Ontology annotation, molecular function: DNA binding; DNA-binding transcription factor activity. Gene Ontology annotation, biological process: regulation of DNA-templated transcription.
GAUUUGGUUAACGUGGGAAAGAAGAGUGAGAAAGAGAUGGUUCUUACUUUCCCAUUUUUCCCUUCGGAUGUUCCUUUGAACAGCCAAUAAAGAAAGAGAUGGAGAGAGAUCAGUAAAGUCAGCACAGUUUAACGUAAAACGGGGGUGAGAUACACAAAUACAUAUAUAUAUAUAUAUACAUAUAAAUAUAAAAGAGUAUGUGAACAAAUUUAUGAAUUGAUUGAUUGAAAAAAGAGGGCCUCGAGGGAGAGAACCUCUGCAGUAUGAACAUAACCAGUUAUUUUUAAAAAGCAACCAAGUAGAGAGAGAGAGAGAGAGAAUUAAGGGUUUUCCUGCUUUCGGCCGAGCUUCCUCAAACUCGCCUCGUCUAUGCUGUAUUGGGCAGUUUGGGAUACAAGAUCUUGGUCGUUCAUAUCAUAAGCUUCUUUCUUUCAAAUCCACCGAAGUGAACAUAAAAGUUUUCUACUUAUUAUUAUUGUUAUUCCAUUCUACACUACGCAUCGCCAUACGCAGUGACACAUAUAUAGCAGAGAAAAAUAGAAAAAGGACAAAACCAUGAUCCCAAAUUCGAGCUCGCUCCUUUUUUAGUCCCACUCGCCAAUUGGGUCGCCUUAGAUUUUUUUGUGUUGAGCAGAUCAGACUAGAGAAAUGUGGGAUCUCAACGAUUCCCCCGAUCGGCGGAGAGACGACGAAUCGGAGGGAUGCUCUUCCCAAAAGACCUCCUUUGACGGCGACGACGACAAGGGCAAGGGACUCGGAUCGGCGUCCAAUGAGAAUUCGAGCUCGUCGGCCGUCGUCAUAGAGGACGGAUCUGAGGAAGAGGAGGCGGUGGGGCUGCUUAGGAAGCGGAGCAGCAAGAUAUUCGGGUUUUCGGUGACCCAUGACGAGAACUGCUCGUCGGAGAGUGAUCCACCGGUAACCCGGCAGUUUUUUCCGAUGGAGGAGUCGGAAAUGAGGGCGUCGUCCGUCGGCGAGGCACCUCGAUUUCCACCUGCCCACUGGGUCGGAGUGAAGUUCUGCCAGUCGGAGCCGCUCGCCGCCGGUGCUGUCGGCGGCAAGUCUGUCGAGGUGUCCCAGCCGCUGAAGAAGAGCCGGCGAGGACCCAGGUCGAGGAGUUCGCAGUACCGUGGCGUUACCUUCUACCGGCGAACCGGCCGGUGGGAGUCCCAUAUAUGGGAUUGCGGGAAACAGGUUUAUUUGGGUGGAUUCGACACUGCACAUGCAGCUGCUCGGGCAUAUGAUAGGGCGGCUAUCAAGUUCCGAGGAGUGGACGCAGAUAUAAACUUCAGUUUGGAAGAUUAUGAGGACGACUUGAAACAGAUGAGCAAUCUAACCAAGGAAGAAUUUGUACAUGUACUUCGCCGACAAAGCACCGGAUUUCCCAGAGGCACCUCCAAGUAUAGAGGCGUAACUUUGCACAAGUGUGGAAGAUGGGAGGCCCGGAUGGGCCAAUUCUUAGGCAAAAAGUAUGUGUAUUUAGGCCUCUUCGACACCGAAAUCGAAGCUGCAAGGGCCUAUGACAAAGCUGCGAUUAAGUGUAAUGGCAAGGACGCAGUCACAAACUUCGAUCCCAGCAUCUACGAACAGGAGCUGAACUCCGAAUGUCCAGGCAGUGCUUCUGCCGGUGCUCACAAUCUGGAUUUGAGCUUGGGAGGCUCAGGCUCGAAACCACGCCUUAAUCCUUGUGAGCCGGGGAAUGAUCCCCAACACUUGUCGUCGAUGGAUCUUCAUUUUGCGUCCACUCCAUUCGAGGGUGACUGGAGGACCCAAGGGUUUAGGCCGGAACUGUGUAGAGGCGAUGGGCAAGAUCAAAGAAGGGACCGAUAUGGCGAGGCUGAAAGACUUAAAACCAUGCAGCUUCUCAGCCAGACCCACCUCAGGUCUCCAGCCUCGCUAAACGUGGACGAAAUGCAUAGAUACGGGCAAUUCAGGAGACAUGGAGAAAACCAGAUGCUUCCCAUUUUGCAACCCCAACUGGGUUCAUCAAAUUAUCAACUUCAGCAUUCAAGCGGCAGCAAUGGCAGCGGGAUCGGAGUGAAUGGGGGAGGAGACUUACUCUCCCUAUCCACUGGGGAGCAGCAAUGGCAGUUCCCCUCAGCCGAGCAUCAUCCACAGUUUGCGAGUGCUGCAGCAUCAUCAGGAUUCCCACAGCAGAUGGCUACACCCUCACCCUCCCACGCUUCAACUUGGCUGCAGAAAAAUGGGUUCCAUUCUCUCAUCAGACCCUCUUAGCUUUUAGCAAGCUAGAGAUUUCAAUUCCUUUAAACCUCCCUCACCCAUUUUGUCUCAAUUAAUUUCUGCCUAGUUCCUAAUUAAUUUCCACGAUCAGUAAUCAUCCCCUCUUUCUAAUUUAUCAAACCAACGCUGGUGAAUUCCAAGCAUGUAAAGUUCCAAGACGACUUCUGAUUUUUUCCCUGAUUUAACCUUCACCUUACCCUUCAGAGAAAAGGGUGAUGAAUUGGAAUUCCCAAUCUGCAUGGGGGUCGGAGGGACAUGUGUGUGAAGGCGAAGGUUCAAAUUAACUUAUAACGCAAAUGGACGAAAUCUCCAACUAGAUUUUCUGGGUUCUGACUACUGCAACUGCUGCCGCUGAUAUGUAUGUAUGUAAAUUGAUCUGGCCUCUGCGCGCAGCUAGCUAGCUAGCCCUAUCUUUAUUUCUUUCUACUGCAGCAGCUGUGUUCUAAUAUUUUUAGUUAAUCUAUAUAUAUAUAUAUAUAUAUAUAUAUAUAUAUAUCGUUGUCAACA